Trichoderma citrinoviride is the source of this 2832-nucleotide messenger RNA. RefSeq lists its product as hypothetical. The coding region runs from base 1 to 2832 and encodes 943 amino acids. NCBI's taxonomy places the organism in Eukaryota, Fungi, Ascomycota, Sordariomycetes, Hypocreales, Hypocreaceae. The record is from RefSeq and is a predicted model, not a curated record. The transcript is spliced from 2 exons.
AUGAUCUAUGGAACGCUGCUACAACGAUGUAGCCGUCGGACGCUCGCUUCGCAAGCCGCUGUGGCUGUAGGGCGCGACAGUGCAAGGGUUGCCAGACUGGACCAGGACGAUCGUUUUCUCGAAGCGCCGCCCCCUCGAGAACCCCCACGAGUCGCAGCAAAAAUCGGCCUGUACAGGCACAUUUCACAAGCUCCCAGAAAUGGCUUCGAAAGCAAACCGAACAUUCGAUAUGAAUUCCAAAAGACUAUUCUUGCACGACACCGGCAGCAGAGGGAUACUCCAAGCGGCGCCGCUGUUCCCGACACAGCUGGGAACUCGCCCAAUUCAUCGAUCCAGCCCUUGCCCUCACGCCGCCGCGGACGCGGGCAUUAUUCCAUGACUUUGCGGGCGUGGCGCGACAAUUCCCCAAAUCUCCUGCUUCAGAAGGCACUGGACGCCGACGAAGACAGCCGGGACUGGAAAAUACAAGCGGCACAGAGUCGCGUCGCUCGCCUUCCAAUCAUCCUGCUGCAAAUGAUGAUUCGCAAAGAAGCAUUGCAAGAACAUGACCAGAGCGAGCUUCUGAAUCUGCUCCCGUCCACACAAGAAUGGGCAAAUAUGCUUGAUACUGCACGGCGAAACGGCUAUUCGCAAGAUGAUUUGGCGCAUUAUUUGUAUAUCCUCGAAGGGAAGACAGACGACACGCGAUGCGAAAGAUUUCUUGAACGCGACUCAUAUAAACCGCCCUUUAUUCUGCAUUUGCUCCUCAGGCCGACAUCCAGGUUCUCCCGGCUCGAAACCCUCAACCGUCUCGUGGGCUAUUGCCGCUCCUUCUACUUGGAGACCAUCAGAAAAGAACCAGAUACAGCCAAGGCCCAGACCAAGAAGUUAAAGCGGCCAUACGGGCCAGAAAACUUCAACGUUGUCAUGUCCCUUCUUGCGCACCAUUGCAUCCGGCUUGAUGCCAGGCACAUGAUUACGCUGGGUGAUUUAGCUGUCCAAUAUAUCGAGACAAUGGCGGAAUCACGCCUGCCGGAAGAGGAGAUUUACGAAGCUCAAUGCUCGGUAUUCAACCACAGCCUCAGGCUUUUCGGUUCGAACUGCCGCAGGCAUUCGAUCCAGCAGGCUUCGCCAAACGCUUUCUUUUGGGAAGCACAGAGAAUUCUUUUGGCCGUCUCUUCCAAGUUAAAGAAACAACUGCUGGUCGAUGUCGAGGGGUUUCGUGCCAUUCGAAAGGUCUUGGCAGGUAUGUCCAAGAAUCACGUCGAGAUGCAUAGCUCGGUUAGGCACGCACCUACAUGGCCCCCAUAUUUACAACCUGGGGAUGGAAUGGAUGAAGACAUGGACCCGGAAGAGAGCUGGAGCCGAGGCCGAAAAGUAAGCCUGUGGGAGGCUUCCAUCCGAGCCACGCGCAAUGCGCAGGAGGCUUGGGAGAGGUUCCAGAACCCCCCCAAGGCUGGACUUGAACUCGGCUUAGCCGAGUAUACCGCCAUGUUCGAAAAGUUGACGCUGAGGGAAGCGGAUGAGCACACCACAGCCCUGCCUGGCGACAGAGCCUUGAACUUUCCUACUCCGCAGGAGGCCAACCUCAGUGAAUUCGAAAAGGCCCGCAUCCGCCCGCCAAGCACCUCCCAGCUGUACGAGAGGAUGCUGAAAGACGGCAUCCGCCCGAGCGGCAGCUGUCUUGCCAUACUGCUGGCCAACACGGAAUCGUUGGAAAUGGCGCGGAGAUACCUACGCGACAGCGAUGGAACCGGCGCUCUGGACCGGCUGCUGUCCCAAGAGAUGGACGUGGAGGCUCUCAAAAAGGUGCCGCUCAGCCUCGUCUCAGCCUAUGUCCAAGUGAUGACAAGGCAAGGCGGAAAACGCGCAAGAAAAUACAUGGUGCGGGCUAUUGAGCUGGCAGAGAAGCGAUUAGGAUCUGUGCAAUCUCCGUGGUCUGAUUUCAUCUGGGGCACGAUUCUGAAAGACUUGUCACAGCACCAUCGCGGCCUGAGGAUCCUUGUCUACCAACAGCUCAAGCUGUCCCUCCACGUUGUUGAGAAACUCGACGGGCCUUGCGGCCUCUCGCUCCCUGCGUUCGUUCAGUUCAGCAAGACAACGCGGAAGAUAGCCAGGCGCGAACUGGAGGAGCUCUGCACCGAAAUGGAUAUGAGCCCGUCAACGGUCAAGAACAACGCGCUGUGGGCCCUGUACGAUGAGAAGUCUAUACACAAGGAUGCCAUGCAUUGGGACACAUUCGGCGGCAGGCAGGGGGCCUUGAAUGUGUUUCGUCUCUUCCGGUCUUCCGCCUUGCGGAUGAAGGAGCUUUUCGACAAACUUGUGUCACUUGAAGGAGAGAGCCAGCGACUGCUGGGUACGAAGAGGGUGGCGCCACUGGACGAGAUGAUGUGGCGGAGGGACCCAGCCCGAGCCGAGCACGCGUACGAGUACAUGGUUUCCUUGGCAUACCUGGGCGAGUUUCAACAGAUGGCCAAGCUGCUGAGGUGGUUGAUGGAGAAGUGGGGGCAGCCUGAGGUGGUGCAGGCGUUGUCGGAGCUGGACGAGCCGCCAGCGUAUGCGGACUUUGUAAAGACUCUCUGCGCCUUUCGACUUUUGGCCGAGCCCAUGCUGGGGCAGGGGGUGGUGGCGUCUCUGCAGGAAGCCAUUGACGCGGCUGGGUUGAACUGGACAUGGCCCGACGAAGAGGCUGUGGAGGCAUACAUUCAUACACAAGAGGAUGAAUCGAUCCAGGCUCUGGCGCGCGUGUUGGAGCGGGUGCGCUUAUCGUGGGCAAAUACGAGAAGCGACGUCGAGACGGACGCAGAGCCGGAUACGGGCCGGGCAGGCAAAUGGAGGAGCCAUGUAUUAUGA